CCUGCCUGGCCAACCUUGCAACAAGAUCAAGCGGGCUGUCGAAGCCGGCAGUGAAGUCAAGCGCUCUGCCGAUGCCUUUGCGGAGGCUAUGGCAGAUAUCGAUGAGUCCGACUUCCAGUAGACUGGGUCACUGCCUCCAACAAGCCCAUGCCUCUCUUUCUCGCCCGUCGCCAGUCUUGUAGGACUCAAGCAAUCAGAAUCGGGCUUCGUUAUCUUCUUCUUGCUACAUAUUAUUUCAUCAUGUUACUUUUGAACUACGUCAUAUUCUCUCCCGAAACUGUUAUACUGUCGCUGGGGAGGGCUUGGCUUGAAAUCCAGAAAAAAGAAAUCCAAAACUUCUACAAAUGGUCAUACUAUAACUCGGCCGAAUCGAAGACCGGCAAACCAAGUGCUGCGUACUGUCUAGUCACUCUUUGCCGCAAUAUAUCUACCGCACCGACUCCUUUGGAUGCUGGCAGCUAAAACUACCUCUUUGAGCCCUUUCCCUUCGGUUCAGACCUUGAUUGAAUACCUAUAGUGGCCCUCGAAUGGGUGAGGUGCUCAAACUUGGGGAGGAAGAAGGAAGAGAUGGUGAAC
Aspergillus welwitschiae is the source of this 576-nucleotide messenger RNA. RefSeq lists its product as uncharacterized. The record is from RefSeq and is a predicted model, not a curated record. The transcript has a single exon. Lineage: Eukaryota; Fungi; Ascomycota; Eurotiomycetes; Eurotiales; Aspergillaceae. The coding region runs from base 148 to 462 and encodes 104 amino acids.